Molecule: messenger RNA, 1970 nt
Organism: Mizuhopecten yessoensis (Yesso scallop)
Lineage: Eukaryota; Metazoa; Mollusca; Bivalvia; Pectinida; Pectinidae
Exons: 11
Coding region: 82-1554 (490 amino acids)
Molecular function (GO): GTPase activity; GTP binding
Source: RefSeq, a predicted model, not a curated record
CACAAGAACACCUAGCUACAAUGUCAACAACAUGGCCGACGGACUGCGAAUUUGCGAUGGAUUUUGAAUAAUAAGAACAUAAUGGGAGCAGGUUGCAGUUCAGAUUCAGAUAAUCCCUUUGCCUACUCAGGCACUGGACAACACAUCCCCCCACUGAAGAUUGCCCUAGUAGGUGAUCCUGAAGUAGGUAAGACAUGUGUGGCACUGAGAUUCCUGAAGAACCAGUUCAGUCCCAUGUAUAUUCCCACCAAGAAAGCAGUCAUAGAAAGCACGGUGCGGAAGCUGAAUGUUCCAGGUCACACAGUGGUGUCCUUGACCUUGUGGGAUAUCCCUGGACGAGAGGACAUUGAUCUCCAUAAAUCUUACUUCAGGAAUCUGGAUGCUGCAAUUGUGGUGGUUGACAUGACUGAGCCGACAAGUAUAGAGAUGGCACCAGUAUGGCGUCAGACAGUCCUCAACAACACAUUUCUGACACACCCAGUCGAGGACAAGGCGGGCCAGGUCCACAUGACAACCAUGGAGGAGACUGCGGUUGACAAGGACACAUUCCCUAUCCUUCUACUUGGCAACAAGUUUGACGUGAUUGAACAGAGGAUACAAGCUGAACGUCUCAAGAAAAUGAUGGUGGAACGAGCAAAGAUGGAGAAAAGAAGUCCAGAAGAAGAAGAUAAGGAGAAUCAAGAAAUGGAAGAGAACUCUCGUAAGAUAUGGUCGAUAGAUGGUCCACUUACUGAGGAAGAAAAACCAGAAUGUAUCAAAUUUUUGGAGAAGACUGCUUUAGAUCACAAGUUCCAUGGAAGUCUGAUGGCGUCUGCUCGGGACGGUGAUGGGUCGGUAAGGGAGGCUAUACAAUACCUAGUACGCCACAUACUUGAGGCAAAGUUUGCUGUGAACAAGUGGAAACGGAAAGACAAGCCCUCGGAGCAGAAGAAAGCAAAACAACUGGAGUACGAGGGUCUUCAAUUGACACAUGUGAAGGAGUUUGACGAGGUUUUUGAGAUGGCAGAUGUUGCUGUGAAGAAGGUAGCCAUGUUACGUGAUUAUCAUCAUAAGUCUUUCACAAAACUUAAGGAGAUGUGCCUGCAAGCUCAAAUACUGGAAUCAGGGGAGACGAGUCUGGAGGACUGUAUAAUUGCCCUUAAACGCAACAUAGGGGAUGGGGCUGAACUCAAGGUUAAGAAAGAUGAAGAUUUCUGUAAGCUAGAUAUUGUCUCAAAAGAUGAAGAUUUCAAACCGGUGAAGAAGAUGAGAGUUCUCAUGAAACUUUUUCACAAUGAGUUUGCCAAUGUGUGUAAGGCCAUACUGAAGGAAUGCCCUAUACUUGAUACCAAUCUUCAGAAAAUGGAUGCCCGCCUCAGCACCAUGUGUGAGGAAUGCUGGGAUGCAGUUGCUACUGUGGACAAUGUUCCCCGAAGUCAAGCAGACAUCAAAGAAAUAUCAGUAACUAUUGAACAAAACCGUGCAAAAAUGCAGCAUGCUUGUCUGGAAUCACGAUCAGCUGUUCAGAUUGUUGAGGAUUCUAAGAAGAAAAUAAAGGCAGCGUUUCUUUGGUGAUGUGUCCUAAGUGAAUGUCUGAAAAUAAAAUAUAUCAAAAUCAAUGUUUCUACAGUAACUACAAUGUCGUCCAGAUCCCUUCGACAUUGGCUGUACCACUGGUAUCAUUGGGAUAUGAUGGUCUAACUUAUACACUGACACUCAACUCUAUGCAAGUUAACACAAACAAUCGUCUCUGUUGUAACAUGUAUCACUUUUUAGGCUUUCCUCUACAUACAUAUAUGUAGAUUUGGAGGCACAGUAGUCUAGUGCUAGGACGCCGAGCUCGUGACCGAAGGGUUGUGACGCACGGUAGUCUAGUGCUAGGACGCGGGCUCGUGACCGAUGGGUUGCGUGUUCAAGUUACGGCACGGCACUGUGUUGUAUGUUUGAGCAAGAUAUUUUACUCCGCUUGUUCAAUUCUACUCAGCUGUAAA